Messenger RNA from Notolabrus celidotus (New Zealand spotty), 1656 nucleotides. RefSeq names its product Rab acceptor 1 (prenylated) (gene rabac1). Lineage: Eukaryota; Metazoa; Chordata; Actinopteri; Labriformes; Labridae. Gene Ontology annotation, cellular component: Golgi apparatus. The record is from RefSeq and is a predicted model, not a curated record. The transcript is spliced from 6 exons. The coding region runs from base 131 to 754 and encodes 207 amino acids.
UGCGGACAGCGGGUGGCGGUGUUUUGUCCCUAGACAGGAAGUGCAAGACGUCCACAUCACAUCCGUGAACCAGAACAGCAACAAAAGAUCUGAGGCUGUCCCAUCAAACUUUCACUCAGACAGUCUGUAGAUGCCAUCUGGAGCUCCAAAGGGGGAGAACUGUGUUCCAGACAUGGACAGCAAGGCUGGAGAUCUGUUCAGUGCGGAGGAUGCUCAUCCAACUGGAACAGGUGGAGCUGGAGUGUUGGCAAAGCUCUGGCUCCCUAAAGGCUUCUCAGCCAGUAUGGCUAAAGAGUGGAUCGACAAACGGCGACUGUCUAUUAGACCCUGGGCCAGUUUCGUAGAUCAACGCAAGUUCUCAAAACCUCGCAACUUUGGAGAGCUGUGUCAGAGGGUGGUGAAAAAUGUGGAAACUUACAACAGCAACUACACGUUCAUCUUCAUGGGUCUCAUCCUCUACUGCAUUAUCAGCUCUCCCAUGUUACUGAUUGCCUUAGCUGUGUUUGUUGGUGCCUUCUACAUCAUUCACCUCAAAUCCCAGGAGUCAAAACUGGUCAUCCUUGGCAAGGAGCUGGGUGUCCCUCACCAGAUGAGUCUGGCCGGAGCGGUUUCUCUACCUGUGUUCUGGUUGGCUGGAGCUGGGGCUGCAGUCUUUUGGGUUCUGGGAGCGACGCUGUUUGUGAUUGGCACUCACGCUGGGUUCCGUGAGCUGGAGGGAUCUGACAUGGAAGAGCUCCUCAUGGAGCCGGUGUGAAGAACAGGCUGAACUCUCAGCAGGUGCUGCUCAGCGAUCAGUCAUCACUUUGACCCUGUAAUAAUGUUGGCCUGGAGGGGUUGGGGAAAAAACUGCUCCUAGAUCUGUUUCUUAUCUCUCUGUGCAUCAUGUAUUCCUUCUAUCUUAACUAUACCAAGAAUGCACCUUGUCUUGCCUCAGAUGUAGUUGCUGUUACAGACUAUAUAAUCUUUUCAAUCUCAUUCAUGCACACAAACUGCAUAAUGUGCUGAUGUAUUGUUAAUGGGUAUUUAAGCACAGUAUCAUGCACACUAAACCCUCUUACUGUCUUUUACAGUGACAUAUCUUUGGGCUUAUUAAUCACCUAGGUCUGUCCGGGAUGUGAAUUUCUUCAGCUUCUGUGUCUCAAUCAUCUGACUCAGUGUCAAAUUCUUUCUGUAAUAAUUAUUUCAGUAGACGCGAUGCUUGCUAUUCUUAACUGUUGUAAAAAACUAUUCUCCAAAGCAAAAGUGCCAUAAAAACUUUAAGAAUAAUGUAUCUCUUUAAAUGAUUCUGGACACUUGAAAAUGUUUUAUUCACAAGAAUGAAAAAAACAUCAAUUUGCUUUUUCAGAAAGGGUCAUUAAAAUAGAUAACCCUCGAUGAGAAGACAUCUUAAAAGGUCAGUAUAUCGUAAUGGGAUUUUGUGUUGUGCUUUGCUGACUGUCAGUGUGCAUAUUUAUCAGCUCUGCUCACAGUAGCUUUUUGAUUCUGUUAUUUUUGGGUGUUUUUGUAUUUAAAUUUCAUUAUGGAAGUGCAAUAAAACCCUGAUGUAAAGUUAAAGUGUAAAGACUUUGAUGUGCAGGUCUUCAUUAUUUUACCUCUUAUUAAUUCAGGCUGUUUUUCUCAUGAGGUGAAAUUAAAGUUGUGUAGGAGUCUUCUGAA